AUGAAUCUAUUCAUCCUCACUGCGGCCAUUAUGUCAUUCAGUUUUGACAUGGCAAAGUCUACCAAGUGGAUAUUCAAUCGAAGACACAUUUUUAAAGAUGAUUGUGUGUCUGGAGAUGGCAGUGAAUACAGAGGGACAGUGUCUCAUUCUGAAAAUGGGAGACAGUGCCUGAAUUGGGGCAUUUUUCAUAAUAUUUGGGGCGCGUCUGUUGGCAUUGGUAAUCACAACUACUGCAGGAACCCAAAUAAUUACCUGAUGCCAUGGUGCAGAGUUCAAAAAGGAACUGUUAUAGUUAAAGAAUACUGCAAAAUUCCUCAAUGUUCAAGUUCAACCCCAGCAGUAGAACCUCCUGUGGUUCAAGCAGAGGAUACAGAGCUCACCUGUGGCCAGACUUCUGAACAAAAGUUUUAUAAAGUGGUGGGUGGAUCUUACACGUCUAUAGAGUCCCAGCCGUGGGUGGUUAGCAUCUUGAAAAGCAACGGAAAUUUGCUUUGUGGUGGAUCACUCAUCACACCUUGUUGGGUUCUCACUGCGGCACACUGUUUCGAUGGAUUGGAGGAAAGUGAAAAGCCAUUAAAAGUUUAUCUGGGCAAGAAUGCAAUCAAUGAAACCGACUCAUCUAAGGAGCAGAAGUUUAUGGUGGAUAAAAUGGUCAUACAUCGUAAAUACGUGGCCUCCAACUACAAUAAUGACAUAGCACUUCUGAAAAUCAAAAAUCAAGAUGGAGGAUGUGCUGUUAAAUCUGAAACCUCUCGCACUGUCUGUCUCCCACCUUUUCGAACUCAACUCCCUGGCGGAUUUCAAUGCAGAGUUGCAGGAUAUGGCAAGGAGCAGCAAUAUGGGAGCUAUUCAAAUGUCCUUAAGGAGGGGCGUGUUAACCUGGUACCCCAGUCAGAAUGCCGGAAAACAGACUAUUAUGGAGACCUCAUCACUGGGAACAUGUUUUGUGCAGCUAACUCUAAUUGGACUGAUGAUGCCUGCAGUGGGGACUCAGGAGGUCCUUUGGUUUGCAACAUUGCAGGCCGGAUGUUUCUGUUUGGUGUUGUGAGUUGGGGGGAUGGCUGCGCCCAAAGGAACAAACCUGGAGUCUACACCAAAGUCUCCAGCUAUAACAGAUGGAUUGCAAAAAAUACACGUCGACCACAAUACACGACAGGAAUAAUAGGCAUGCAUGACGUCAUGUGGGGGGACUCGGUGUUGGAUCCAACCGCGCGCGUUAUGCGCGCGUCGGGGAGCGUCAAUGCGCUCGAGCUGCCUGGCAGCGCGGAGGACAGCGAGGGUCCGACUCCAGAGCUGAACGAAGACACUGCGCCGCGCACAUGA
Messenger RNA from Knipowitschia caucasica, 1323 nucleotides. The record is from the annotation of a GenBank genome assembly. NCBI's taxonomy places the organism in Eukaryota, Metazoa, Chordata, Actinopteri, Gobiiformes, Gobiidae.